Haliaeetus leucocephalus (bald eagle) is the source of this 2367-nucleotide messenger RNA. RefSeq names its product fucosyltransferase 8 (alpha (1,6) fucosyltransferase) (gene FUT8). The transcript has 9 exons. The record is from RefSeq and is a predicted model, not a curated record. Gene Ontology annotation, biological process: protein N-linked glycosylation. Bases 1 to 1731 code for a protein of 576 amino acids. Gene Ontology annotation, cellular component: Golgi cisterna membrane. Gene Ontology annotation, molecular function: glycoprotein 6-alpha-L-fucosyltransferase activity; protein binding. Lineage: Eukaryota; Metazoa; Chordata; Aves; Accipitriformes; Accipitridae.
AUGCGGCCAUGGACUGGUUCCUGGCGUUGGAUUAUGCUCAUCCUCUUUGCUUGGGGAACUUUACUCUUUUAUAUUGGUGGACACCUGGUACGAGACAGUGAGCACCCAGAUCACUCUAGUCGUGAAUUAUCCAAGAUACUUGCUAAACUUGAACGUUUAAAGCAGCAAAAUGAAGACUUAAGGCGAAUGGCAGAAUCUCUCAGGAUACCAGAUGGUCCCAUUGAUCAAGGACCAGCUGCAGGAAAGGUACAUGCUUUAGAGGAGCAACUUUUAAAGGCCAAAGAACAGAUAGAAAACUAUAAGAAGCGGACAGGAGAUGGAGGCCUUGGAAAAGACCAUGAAAUAUUGAGGAGGAGGAUUGAAAAUGGGGCUAAGGAACUUUGGUUUUUCCUCCAGAGUGAACUGAAGAAGUUGAAAAAUCUAGAAGGAAGUGAACUGCAAAGACGCGUUGAUGAAUUUCUGUCUGAUUUGGGUCAUCAGGAAAGGUCGAUAAUGACCGACUUGUACUACCUCAGUCAAACAGAUGGAGCAGGAGAUUGGCGAGAGAAAGAGGCCAAAGAUCUAACAGAUUUGGUACAGAGGAGAAUAACUUAUCUACAGAAUCCGAAGGAUUGCAGCAAAGCUAAGAAACUUGUGUGUAAUAUCAACAAAGGCUGUGGCUAUGGCUGUCAACUUCAUCAUGUAGUCUACUGCUUCAUGAUCGCUUAUGGCACUCAGCGAACACUCAUUUUAGAGUCUCAGAAUUGGCGCUAUGCUACUGGUGGCUGGGAGACUGUAUUUAGGCCUGUAAGCGAGACAUGUACUGACAGAUCAGGUACCACUACUGGACACUGGUCAGGUGAGGCUAAUGAUAAGGAUGUUCAGGUGGUGGAACUUCCCAUUGUGGACAGCUUACAUCCACGGCCACCUUAUUUACCUUUGGCUAUCCCCGAAGACCUGGCAGAUAGGCUAAUUCGUGUACAUGGGGAUCCUGCAGUGUGGUGGGUGUCGCAGUUUGUGAAAUACUUGAUUCGUCCACAGCCUUGGUUAGAAAAAGAAAUAGAAGAAGCGACGAGGAAACUUGGUUUCAAACAUCCAGUGAUCGGUGUUCACGUCCGAAGGACAGACAAAGUAGGAACAGAGGCAGCAUUUCAUCCCAUUGAAGAAUACAUGGUACAUGUUGAAGAGCGCUUUGAACUUCUUGCUCGCAGAAUGCAUGUUGAUAAAAAAAGAGUGUAUUUGGCUACAGAUGACCCUUCAUUGUUGCAAGAGGCAAAAUCCAAGUAUCCAAAUUAUGAAUUUAUCAGUGAUAACUCCAUAUCCUGGUCAGCAGGACUUCAUAACCGAUACACUGAAAACUCCCUAAGAGGUGUUAUUCUGGAUAUUCACUUUUUGUCUCAGGCAGACUUCCUGGUCUGUACAUUUUCAUCCCAGGUUUGUCGAGUUGCCUAUGAAAUUAUGCAGACAUUGCAUCCAGAUGCUUCAGCGUAUUUCCAUUCUUUGGAUGAUAUCUACUACUUUGGGGGACAGAAUGCCCACAACCAGAUUGCUAUUUAUGCUCAUCAUCCACGAACUGCUGAUGAAAUUCCUAUGGAACCUGGAGAUAUAAUUGGAGUAGCUGGAAACCACUGGGAUGGUUAUUCAAAAGGCAUCAAUAGGAAAUUAGGAAGAACAGGCCUGUACCCAUCCUAUAAAGUUAAGGAGAAAAUUGAGACAGUCAAGUAUCCUACAUACCCAGAGGCUGACAAGUAGAUUAAAAGGAAGACAUUUGGCAGUAAUUCUCAAUUUUGAUUGGUUCGAACCAGUCAGCGCACUAACUAAUGGUUUAUAUGGGAUUUGAAUUUGCAUUUUAACAUGCAGUUAAAAUCAAAGCCUUUAGCAAUGAAACUGGAUAAGAAGCUGAGAACAAAUGGAUGGGCUAUUAUCUGAACUUACUCUUAAAAAUUUUUUGUUAUAUGCACUCUCACACAUUCACACACAAAACUACAUGCAACAGGAAAACUGUUGUUUUAUACUUUUUGUCUCUUUUCAGGAUUUGUCCCAGUCAUUAGUCUUACGUGAGCUUUGGGCUCUUUUCUCUGCCAUUAAAUGACAAUAAUGUUCAGACUUAUAACACUGCCACAUUGUGUAAUUUGAGUGACAUGAACAUAUUUUGUAUGUGCAAAAUUUAAAACAUGGUGCCUAUAUUUGAAAAAUUUGUGACCUUUUUAGAAGAGCCAUGCCUAUAUUACAAUGGGCAAGAGUCAAUCUUCAACUGGUGUUACCGUGACCACUGAACUUGCUUCAAACAACAGAUUCAGAUUUCAGACUAGAUUUCUUUACAAGUUUAUUUUUAGCAUUCCAUUGAUUACUUCUCAUCAUUAAUAAAAUAAAGGAUGCAUCCAACAA